Messenger RNA from Fraxinus pennsylvanica, 786 nucleotides. Lineage: Eukaryota; Viridiplantae; Streptophyta; Magnoliopsida; Lamiales; Oleaceae. The record is from the annotation of a GenBank genome assembly.
AUGACCGAGUUCUGGGUUAGUCAGGGUAACAAGUGGUGUGACGUUUGCAAAAUUUAUAUAUCCAACAACCCGGCCAGCAUUAGAAACCAUGACCUCGGAACACGUCACAAGGAUAAUGUUACCAAGAAGCUCAAUACCAUGCGACAAGACAAAGUUGCAAAGGAGAAAGAACAGAAGGAAGCAGCUCGUGUCCUGGAACAAAUUGAAGCUAAAGCUAAGCGCAGUUAUCAGAAGGACCUGGCAGUUUUCCGGGAAUCAAGAGAUUCUAAUACACAGGCAUUGGUUUCUGAAGACAGUGGUCAGGGGAUUGCUGAAGGAUCCACAUUUUCUGGAGAGUGGGAACAGGACAGUUCAUCAGGCUAUUACUACAAUCAAAAGACUAAUUGUUACUACGAUCCAAACUCUGGCUUCUACUAUACAGAUGCUCUAGGCAAGUGGGUGACACAAGAAGAGGCGCUCGCCGCAUCUCAAGUUUCUUCAGAGUCCAUCCAAAGGAAACCUAGUUCAGGAAAGCCACCAUCAACAUCCGAGAACAGACCAGCUGCUGAAACAAAAAGUAUCUCUCUAAGUGGACCUCCACCUGGGCAUGUUGUGUCGGCACCACUCAAUCCGAUGAGAUCCGUGAAAGGCGUUGCUUCUCAACUUACUGUCAAUAAGAGGAAAAGAUCAGCUGAAAAGCCAAAAGCUAUGUCUGCAGCGGAAGCUGCUGCCCUUAAGGCGAGGGAAGCUGCGAGAAAGAGAGUUGAAGAAAGAGAGAAGUCAUUACUUGGUCUUUAUAAGCAUUGA